Microdochium trichocladiopsis is the source of this 1362-nucleotide messenger RNA. RefSeq lists its product as uncharacterized. Gene Ontology annotation, cellular component: membrane. Gene Ontology annotation, molecular function: glycosyltransferase activity. The transcript has 2 exons. Bases 1 to 1362 code for a protein of 453 amino acids. The record is from RefSeq and is a predicted model, not a curated record. Lineage: Eukaryota; Fungi; Ascomycota; Sordariomycetes; Xylariales; Microdochiaceae.
AUGCUGGCCGCGCCUUCGCGCCCUCUGACCUCGCGGUUGCCCCUGCGCAUCGCCGCCGUCGUCUUCGUCCUUUUUGUUCUCCACCAGAUAUACAGCUUCCACGAAAGGUGGUCUCUCUCCAACGGCAACGUCCUCCCUCGCCUACGUCCGGAUGCGACCGAGAUCCCCUGCUCAGCCCUUCGUGGGCUAGACGACAUCCUCGUCGUCCUGAAGACGGGCGCAAACGAGGCACCGGUUAAGAUACCCCGCCACUUCAACACCACACUGCGCUGCGUCAAGCACCACGUCAUCUUCUCAGACCUCGCAGAGGAGAUUGAAGGCCACCAGAUCCUCAACGUCCUGGACGAGGUCGACCCCAGCAUCGUCGCCCAGCACCCAGACUUUGAGUACUACCAGCGUCUUCAGCAGCACGGCCGUGACGGCUUCACCGCCGAGGAGCAGGCUCAAUGGGCUGCUGCCCAAAACACCCAGGGCGGCCGCGACAGCCCCGGCUGGCGCCUCGACAAGUGGAAGUUCUUGCCGAUGGCCGACAAGGCGCUCCGCCAUCGGCCCGACGCCAAAUGGUACUUCUUUAUCGAGGCCGACACGUUUGUGGUCUGGGAGACGGUCCUGGCAUGGCUUGCUCAGAUCGACCCCAACAAACCCUGGUACCUGGGACAGCAGAUGAUGAUUGGUGAUGUCGUUUUCGCGUACGGCGGCUCGGGCUUUGUCAUUUCCAACUCUGCCCUGCGCAAGGUGGUUGAACAUCGCAACGCAGACCUGAAGCAGUAUGACGAGUUCACGGGAAAUCACUGGGCUGGCGAUUGUAUCUUGGGAAAGACGCUCAAUGACGCGGGCGUGCCAUUGACCUGGGCAUUUCCCACGCUUCAGAGUGAGGCACCGCCAGCGCUAGACUUUGCCUCGGGCUUUGGCGGGCCCUCGCGGAAGCCGUGGUGCUACUUUGCCGGCACAUAUCACCAUGUGACCUCCGAGGAGACGGUCGAACUUGGGAACUUUGAGCAAAAAUGGAGACAGAAGAACACUCGACCUUUCCGCCAUGGCGAUAUUUUCAAGUAUGCCAUCCGGCCCAAUCUCGAAUCUGAACGGCAUGCCUGGGAUAACGCAUCGGACAAUGGCGGCAAUGAGGCCAAGACGGCAGCGGACUGCCGCGUAGUCUGCGAUGGCACGCCAGAAUGCCUGCAGUGGUCCUUCGUAGAGGGCAAGUGCAAGACGGCCACCUUCAUCAAGCUCGGUUACGCGAGCCAAAAGCCCGUUGAGGGGCAAUCGCCUGCCGUCUCUGGCUGGAUGCUUGACCGUGUGGACACCUUUGUCCUCGCCAUGGACUUGAGCUGUGCCACGCAGCCGACAUGGGCUUUGCCAUGA